AUGGUUGCUAUUGAAGACAAAGCUGCGCCAGGAACGCUUCAGCUUAUUGAUGCCACAGGGCAGCUCCAUGUCAAGCAUUCCGAAGCAGCUCAUGAUGUCGUCUUGAUCCCUAUGCCCUCAGGUAUGAUCCCCAACCUCAUUGAAUACAUUAUGCUGACAAAAAAGAUGACCCAGAAGAUCCGUUAA
Messenger RNA from Cadophora gregata, 186 nucleotides. RefSeq lists its product as uncharacterized. Bases 1 to 186 code for a protein of 61 amino acids. The record is from RefSeq and is a predicted model, not a curated record. Lineage: Eukaryota; Fungi; Ascomycota; Leotiomycetes; Helotiales; Ploettnerulaceae. The transcript has a single exon.